CUACCUCGACACCCCCCCCCCCCUCAGUUGCGCAGUGGCGAGACCGAGAGAUACAUGGCGCUUUUCUGAAGUGAGCCAAAUCGCGCCGGCCCCUGGAGCACAUAUCACGGCUGAAGAUAUGUAAGCCUGAGAGCUGUUACUUCCGUAGGGCAUCUUCUCGACGGAUAGUCUGUGAGUUCAUGCGCCGGAGGACUGCCACUGUGGUGACCAACUCUUCGAGCGGAAGUUCUCGUCGCCGAGCUUCCACGCUUCAACGCUCUAAUGCGGUGCACAAUCCUGGUACGCAACUCGCCCCACAGAAGCUUCUGUAUUCUGUUUUCGUGCCCAAGCCUGCCAUCUCGUCCCACGUCUGAAGAGAACAGAGCAACGUCGUGAGCUCCCUGGAAAACGACGCACUCAUGGACUCAAAGCACAAGGGUGCAUAGUGGACAGAUAGUGUACAGGUACACGACCGCCAGAUAAGCAGACCGAGAGAGACAUAUGGCACUUUCUUGAAGUGGCCUGCUAUUGGAGCCAGCUUUUGAAACCUGGCCAGCUUUUGGAGCGGAUAUCACGGCUGAAGAUACUCUAAGACCCACCAUUACUCGAGACAACGAUGGAUGAAGCUGGAGGACCGUCCGAUUCUAGCGCCAACAUGGAGAGGUCCCACGAGACGGCAACGAUUCGGAAAGCGAUGCAUGACGCCAUCAACAGAAGCGACUUCGGUGAGGUGGAAAAAUGUCUAAAAGAGAACAGAGACCUCAGGCAGUGGUUGGACCCGAUUACUGAGACAUCUGCUCUGUGUAACGCGCUAUGUUAUAGACAACUUAAAAUAGCUGCCCUGCUAGCGACACAUAACUGCAGAUUUAACGAGAGGAAGAUAAUGGAUGAAACAGACAUCAUCGGCCGACUCAAACCCAUGGAGGAAUGCGAGUAUCGUUACCAACUGCGCCUACUUGUGCACAAAUGCGAUCCGGCUCAACAACUAGUAAGCAAAUCGCCAAGCCAAAUGAGCAGUGACUUGUUCGAAGUCAAAGUGAAAGAAUUGUAUGAAAAACUCAGUAAGAUCCCUAUGGUGGACACUAUUCUCCGCGUUGUCGCUACGACCCCGUGGUUAGAAAUCAUAUUCGACUUCCAGAGCGAGAAAUUAGGCUGUAUGCUGGGGAGCGAUUACAAAACUACCUUGGGCCUGACUAUGCCUCGAAAGGAAAAAAUCUAUCUUGGAGCAAAGAGGGAGGACGAUGAACUUCUAGGAACGAUGGCACAUGAGUUCUGUCAUGCUGCCCUGGACAUGGUGUAUAGAAAUGGUGGAAAGCCAUACAGGAAAGAUGACGCAGGGAGGAGAGACCACUACAAACGAAUUCUUAAGGAGAUCUGUUCUGAGAGGAAUAAACUACACGAUAUAAUAGCAGGGGCAUUUAAUAGCAAAUCUUUGAUUAAACAGGAACUUGUGGUGCGUGUUCCUCACAUGCUUGCAAUGCGUUUCCCAAACCACGACACUCGCGAGGCGCACAUGGCAUCAGGAGAAGAGCUCCUGCGGAAACAAGUUCCUGAACUGUUCGAGUUUUUCAAGGACGACGUUAUUCGGGAUAUGGAAGAGUUCAUCUCGAAAAACCGCCCGGAAAAAGAUAGAGAGCAAAUAAAGGAACAGAAUGUGCGACUGGGGAAAGCAAAGACGACAGAAGACCUAAGAAUAGAGUUCAAGACAAAGUUUGAGUUGCAAGAUUGCCCACUUCUCGUUCUCAGGGCUCCCAACUUGACCUUCCUCGAAGUGAUGAUUAACGAUGCUGUUAGGAUGAAAGGAGAGUCGUAUGUAUUCUUCGAGGAAGUGAUGUGGGACAGUGAUCUGCAAGAAGCGCUGUUGAAGAACAAGUGUUCCUAUGUAGUCCUGUCAGCUGACACAAAACAUGACCCAGAAGAACGAUCCCGAAAAGCGAUGCUUGGACUGUUAAAAUCAUUAAUUGAAAUUAGGGAGACCAAAGUGAUUAUUUUGACUGGAAAUUCUGAGCAAGACGAAAAGUUCGUAAAAGCAAUUAGUGAGUAUUUUCAAAAUACGCCAAGAGUCGUUGAUGUGUGUAAUUGCGAUCUUGCAAAUGUAACAGAUAAAUGCAAAGCCGAAGCGUUGAAAUCCUCUUCGAUUAAGUUUCAAGAGGUGUUCAAACUAUCAGUUGAUGAAGUAAUGAGAUCAGGAGGUGAAAGAAGGCACGUCAGCGCAGCGGAACAGACUGUAAACACGUUUUCGGACCUACUGGACGACAACACCUUUCUAAUGUUGUGUCGAGACAAAGAAAUCAAGGUAGGACCGAAACUUCAGACGCUGAACGAAAAGAUAGCUGGCUACUACAUUGAACGCACAUGCGAACGUGUCACUCAGGUGGAUCUUAGUGCGGCGUUACGUAGUCUGCCGAACGAGGCAUUUGCAAUCGUGGAUUCCUGCGGCGAAGCCAUCGAUGCUUUCCUUCUUCCAGGGUGCCGUGCGUGCAACUACAGCCAAGUGGAACGUUUCGAAAGAUGUGUGUUGCUGGAUGAUGGGAACGGUUACGAUGCACUUGCGCAAUCGGCUAUCUACAGAGCCAAGACAGUCCACCUUCUUCGGUACGACUCAAGAAGCUCGAGAUUCCACUGGGUCAGAUCUAAUGGUCCUCUUGGACUCCUCCUGGAAGCAGUUGCCGGCGAAUGCGAGAUUCGUGACAUGAAAGAGUUGCUUCGUUACGUUACUGAUAAGGUCGUGGUCAUUUGUGGCGAUCCCGGAAUGGGAAAAAGUGUCAUGUCAUUGCGCAUGGCUCAGGAUAUAAAAUUUCAGGAAGAAAUGAGAUGGGUGCUGCAUGUAGACAUGCAAAAAAUUAACAUUGAGUGUGUGGAUCGCAACGACAUGGGAGUUGUCAUGCUUGCUAAAUUAUGCGGUUUAAUGGAGGACACCUUCCAGUUCAACCUUCUCGAGAGGAGCAUCUCUACUGCCUGGCCUUUCAAGGUUUUCGUCAUUUUCGACGCAUUUGACGAAGUCAUCGCUCAAGUCCGUGAAUUUUUGCUAGAAUUAGUGGUUUCCCUGCAAAAAACUAUGAUUUCGAAAAUUUUUUUGUUCGGUCGGAAUUGCUCAAAGUUCGAAAUGCAAAACAAGUUGCACACAAUGGCUUUCGAAAUUGUCGGUUUGAAAGAUAAAGAACAAGUGCAAUUUCUGAAAAUGUUUUGGAAACGAAAUGAUUGCAAAAUCAGUGAUGAGAAAUUGGAUUCAUUCGCGCGUAGAUCACUAGGAAGAUUUUCUUCGCAGGGGAAAAAUAAGAUCACCAACAACCCGCUACUGAUUCAAAUGAUUGCAGAAAUCGAUGAAGCACAACUCGAGCAGUUCGAACAAGGAACACCUGAAGAGAAUCCUGUACAUAGAGAAAAAUCCAGCAUUUUAGAAAUCUAUGAGAAGUUCCUUGAAAAUAAGCUCACAAUUUAUAUGAAGAAACAGUCAGGAGGAACAGUUUUAAACAAAAGCCACAUUGCUGUGCAGUACGAAAACGACAAGACAAGGUCUGCUCUGUACGAGGAGCAUGGUCUUCUAGCUCUCAAAGUGUUCUUCAGCAAGGAGCUGCUGACCAUGUUGCUAAGCAAAAAGGAGCUGCGGGAACUUGAAACUGGUGGACGGCUAAUGAAACUGGUAGUCGAUGGUCACCUCAAACACGGAUUGGUAGACGGACACAACAACGGUAUUCCUGUGUUUGUGCACAAAACAUUUGCCGAGUUUUUUGCAGCUGAUUUUCUCGCUAAUGAGGUUAGACAGGAAGAUAACGCCGAGGGCGACGUUACAAAGUUUGUCGCCAACAUGUACAGGAACAGCGAUUAUGAUGGGGUCCUCAACUUCUUCGAUGCCUUGGGAGCAAAAUCUCACGCACUUCACUGCCAUAUCAUGAACAAUGACUGGCAGAGUGUUGAGAAUGGUGCAGAGGUGUCCUUCAGCCGUGAUGCUUUUUCAAGAUCGCCACUCCAUAUAGCAGCGUUGUAUGCAGAUAAAGAGACAUUGGACAAGGUCACUGAGAUGCACGGUGAGAAAAUGGCUGAGGAAUUGCUAGACGAAGACGGACUUGGGAUGACGCCUUUGAUGUAUGCCGAUAGCGUGCGUGCGUGGCCAAGACUGAAUGUGUUUUGCUCACUCUGCAGUGAGAGGAGCGUCAACUGGGUAAAACAACUCCCUGUUGCAAUUAAAAACAUUACAGAAGAAAAAGACUUCGCGUCUUCAGUGAUACAGGAUGUGGUGCUGAUGGAGUAUACAGAACUGUUCAAUUGCCUCUUAAAAGUAUGUUCCGAUCUGAAGACCUCCGAACGGCCGCUUGUUUCGGACUCUCAAGAGAUGAGGCAUUGGGGGGUCACUCAGCAACGAGUAAUCGAUGUUGAUGCAAUCAAGUGCGAUUUUGGACACAGCCCUAUCUUCCACGCGACGUCGUAUAAGGUCCUCAAAGUACUCUUACCUCAUUCGGACAUUAGAGCUGUGGGCAAAGAUGACUCCACACUGUUACACGUGUACGCAGCGGUGGGCGCGGAAGAUGUUUGCAAAUACGUUCUGCAUCUCCUACCGAGUGAUAAACCCAAUGCUGAUGGUCAGACACCGCUGCACGUGAGUACUAUUUGUAGUAAUUCGGACGUCAUGCAUAUCUUAAUCCCCCAUUCUGCAACAACAAGAGGCGCAGGAGACAAACAAAGAAACACACCUUUGCACCUGGCAGCUGAUCCUGGAUCAAUUUUUGAACAAGAAAUGCUCUGCAAAUGGCUGCUUGGUCACGCACUCUAUAAACAGCCGUCAAUGUUAACGCAUGAAACUGCCUCAGUAAAGCAAAGAGAGGUAAUGAAGAUGGUCAUUCCUCACGCGGAUGCCACCGCUCGUAACUGCUAUGGCGACACCGCAUUACACAAAAGUUCAGAGAGCGUAUUCGUAAGUUCAGUUAUGCUCCUGCUUCCCUAUUCAAAUGUAGAUAUGAAAAAUGACACUGGCGAUACGGCACUUCUACGCAGUGUUGGUGGACUACCUUUUGAGAGGGGAAUGAGCAAAAUACUGGACAGAGAACUUGUCAGAGUCAUACACGAUAAGAUAAGUGAUCAAGAUAAUUUCUCUGUACACCCGUGUUCUAACACAGCCUCCGCGACUUCACGUGAAAUAGCUCCAGUUUUGAAAAGACGUGAAGGUAUCCCGGAGCGGGAAUCGGUACAAGAAACCAAUAUGAAGGAGAAUGAGGAGACCGAAAUGCGCAGGGUACUCUGCAUACCACAUCUCGAUAUGUCACAGCUGGUUGGUGACGUUACUAUAACUGAUCAAUAUGGUCAUGCUACGUAUCCUUACUCUACUAGAGUACGUUAUGUUGAAAUAGCUAAAUAUGUGAAAAGAUUUCGUGGCAUCAUCCCAAAGAAUAUAUUGGGCAAACAGAGCAGUACUGAGAAGACGAAAAAUAGCAACAUCUUCGGAAAGGAACACAUCAAAAUAAUCAAGCUACUGCUGCUCUAUUCUGUCGUUAAAGCUACCGAUGAAGAUGAUUCCACUGCACUUCAUCUGAGUGCUCGUGCAGGAAACUUGGAUGUAGUAAAGUUAUUGUUUCCUCAUUUGUCAGCGAAUGAUACAGACAAACGUGGACAGAAUUCGUUUCACCGCGCAGUUAUCGGGGGCCACUUGGAAGUAGUCAGAUUCUUCCUUUCUAGAAUGUAUUUCAAUGCACGAGAUCACGAAGGCGAUACUCCACUCGUCUAUAGCGCUCCGUAUGGCCAUAUCGACAUCGUGAAGGUUAUCCUUCCUCUCAUAUCGGCCGACGUCCCUGACACGUAUGGAUGUAUUCCUUUGCAUUAUUCUGCCAGGCAAGGUCACACUGAUAUUGUUGAAUUCCUUCUUCCCCAUUCAUUUGCUUCUAAGGGAAACAAACAUGGUUCCACCCCGCUGCAUCUUAGCGCGGAGUACAGUAGAGUUGAAGCAACGCGAGCGAUUCUUCCACAUUCAGAUUUUUUCACUUGCGAUGGAGACGGUGACACGGCUCUGCUGUGUAGCGCGUACGUAAAUUGUUGCGAUGUCGUUAAACUGCUGCUUCCUUAUUCGGAAGUGAAUGCCACGAAUAAAUAUGGAACGACAUCGCUCGCGUACAUUUUCGAGAAAGACAUCCAACAGUUUGAGAAGAAAUCUGAAGACAGUGAGGGGAGCAAAGAGAGCGAAGUGCCUGAAAAGAAAGACAUCAAAAUGGUCAAACUGUUAAUCCUCCACGCAAAUUCCAACGUUGUUGACAAUGACGGACGAAUUGUAUUUCGACUGGCUGCCUCUCUGAGAUGGUUCAAUAUAAAGAAAUUAUUUCUUCCUCACUUGUAUGUAACCUCUGUUGGAAUUCAGGAAGCACACGAGGAUGCUCUGGGCUGCUAAGUUAAUAAAAAAUAAUAAUUCGUGGUUUUACUCGUGCUGUGAUGAAUAACAGAGGGUCAGCACCAGAACAGAAGUGGGUCGGUUAUUCAGCGACUGAAUGCAAGUGGCCUGGCACUGUUACGAAAUUGAGAUACGUUUCUGUUGGCGUGUAACAAAGUGUGGCGGUACGUUGAUAGAUGUAAGUAACUGUAAGUGAAUGUUACUUGUAGGAUAGCAAGCGAUGUCCUUCCCCUUGGAAGCUGUGAGUUUUCAGUGCAACGAUUUAUAAUCAGUGUACAUAUAACAUAUUUGAACUCUUUGUUCGUCUAAGCUUCAGAGGUGUUUAGAUCUUCAUGUUAAACGUGUAUCCCGAUGUACGAUCUUGGCAUGUAUCGCAGUGUAUGCGCAGCUUCAUUAAAAUGUGAGAAUAGAAACGUCGGUUACGCUGUUCUUCUUGGUGCAAUAGGAAGUGUUACAUACAUAGGCGUAUGUCACUAUUCAGGGAAUUUGUUUUGGCGUAUUAUGUGCUAAGCAUGUCGUUGCUAUCAUCAUAAUCACGAUGUCGUGCUUGUUUCUUCAUUAUUGCAACAACUGGUACAGUCGACGAAUUCUUGUCACUAAUGGUAACCUUGUUUCAAGUGUCGUAUACCUAUGAGUUACACAUCCUGAGCUUCAGGGGGUGCAGAGAGUGUGACACCGACACGAUUUCAAAGACGUGGCACAGAGUGACACUAAUGUAGACGGGUAGAAAUCCAGCGAACCGGUAGGAAAGUACGAAGGGAGUUGACUCAAGAUGGGGGGAGAGCCGCCGAUAUUUCGAAUAGAGAAGAGACCGUUCUUCUUUUGGUCACAGUAAUGGUCGACAACGACAAGUGAUAUCUUCGCAACAGGGUAAGGUCGUUGAGGUAAGGAGCCAAAGCAGCAGAAGGAAUGGAGAUCAGAGUUGCGGAAUGGGUCCUCCCAUUCCGUUCCAACUCCCCUUCCGAGGAAUGGGAAUUUGUGGUAAUUCCAUUCCUUUCAAUUCCUCGGAAUGAAAAGGUAUGACCAAUUCCCACUCCCGGAAUGGCUUGGCAACCCAAUUCUAUUCCGUUAAUUCCCUCAAGGAAACAAAAGGACCGGUAACCGUACUGGCAAGUCGAGCAGUGCUGGAGGAGAUCGACAUUAACAAGCACGGAAAAAGCACAAAGGCAAGGUUAUUUCACUCUUGACAUUGAGUAGGGGCGGUGAAAGGGGCGCGAGGGCAGAAACCAGCACUUUGAAACCAAAACUGCCACCGGGGCACCCAGACCAUUCCAUUCCAAUUCAAUUCCGGGUUCUGGUAAAUCUGGAAUGAUUCCGGAAUCAUUCCAACUCCGGAGUGGCGACUCCGCAACCCUGUUGUAGAUACAGGCUGGGGCCCGACCUACUGUGAAGGCUUCUCGGAAGAAACAAAUCGUUGGAGACUAUAUUUUCGUAUACCUUAUUUCAGCACAGCUUUCGGAAAUCUUUUUUUUUUUUUUUUUUUUUGUUAGUCAGGGGUUAGAGCACAGAUCGGAUUCGUGCACUGUGCAAGGAUUGUCGUGCAACCUGAUUUGGGGUCAGGGUAUGUGAUCCGUAUUCUUUGACAUGGAAUCGGGCGUAGAAGUGGCCGGAAUAUGUAGAAAAGUGCGUUAAGUGUGUUGCUGAACAGGAGGUUUGGACGAUUGAGUCAUGUCCAGGUAAACCCUCGUCCCUUCAGACACUGGCCGGCUGAUAGACGUAUAGGAUCGCACAGUGCUUCAGCACAAGUACCGUGCAGUAGUGACGACUGCCUCAUCAAAUACAGUUACGGUAUUUACUACACCAUAAUGCAUUUGUUGUAAUAUAAAUUACGUCAAAGAAUGUGGCAACAAUAGACAUCUCCACUUAAUUGUUACCUGUUCACGAUAAGUCACCGGACGUUUUCUUGCCUCUCUUUUCCCUCUACUAAGAAACUCCUUAGCUGGCCUUUCCCCCUUUUUCCCCCUUUCUUCCGAUAAAUAUAUCCCACCUCCCCUUAGCUGGUGCACUCGGACAAGUGGCAAGAACGUGGGCGAUAAUGUGCCUGCUGUUCAGAGCCACAUCAUAACCCCUGCUUAUUGCUCGGUAUAACAACUAGAGAAAAAAGUGAGUGAGAGAGAGAGACCCCAUGUGAGAUCUGAAGGAAUUGAGUUUCGGAAACCCACUACUUGGCGUAACCCAUGCAGCCUGUAUUAUUACAACUAGCACUGGUUUCAUUGUACAUACUAUCGUAUCCAUGUAAGAAAUUUUCUUUAUAUAGAGGGUGUCCCAAAAAACGUGUCAUUGAAUCAUAAUAAAAAAUUACGCCGCCUAAAAUCACGCGCUCAACGGCAUUUCUUCUCAAUAGGUUUUUGCUACCUCCUGAUGGGAAUGUCAUGUGGCGUAAGUUUAAUUAUGUAAAUUUUUGCAAACUGAACCCCGAAUGUUGCCAAGUGAAGGUCACUUUUUUAGCCCAUUAAUGUGAUGAUCGUGCCCAAUUUCAGAUUUCAAUUUUCCUCCAGAAAAGAGGUGGUGAUGGAGGUGCUAAUGAAAGAGCUGGCCGUUGUCGGCCUCACAGAGAUGGGCAACGUCACGACUAACUCUCUGGAGGAAUAUAUGUUCGAGGCCGACUUCUAAGGGGAAGCUCUGACAACAUAUGUCUGAUAGCGUCUGAGGAAAACCCAGGGAAAAACCCCAGAUCACGGCCGGCACAGCAUAGCGCGCUCUUAGCCGCCACGCCUCCACGCUGUUCAGCAUCACCACCACCAUAAAUCACAAGUUUUAAGAGUGUGUAGGUAGCGUACUCCAGGAACGAGAUUGGGUUUAGAAUAAUCCACGGGAACAACUGGCCACGCGUUUCUUAGCGCGACAAGGCGAAGGAGCGUUGAUGUCAUUGCAGAUGGUGCUGCCUGCUACAGUUCUUCCCCUACCCUUCGACGGUCUGAGGCGGGAGUUGAAGACAGGUUGAGGGUGCUGGCGAAUUUGUGAGGGAAACAGAAUGUCAUUGCUAUCUACAUUAUAGAGCGUCGCGUUAAAAUGACAUUGGGCCGACACUGGAAUAAGAUUUGGGAUUUGGGAAAAGCGUAAGAUUUUGUACAUACUUUUCCCCCAUCCACGAUCACCUAUCAUUCAUUGCCUCUCAUUUGUUAAUAGCCGCAUUUUGCAUCGUCCUGUAUCGUUGAUCUUGUGUGCAUGUGUUGUGCUUGUACCCCCGCGUGAAAUCCGUUCAGUAAAUCUCUCCCCCACAACUAUUUACUGUCAUAGUGUCAGGGAGUUGAAAGCUAAGCAUCUUUCACAAGAAAAGAAUGUGGUAUAUCGGCACAGCGAGUGAAGCCUACAUUUCUUGCGUCUGUGAUGUUGAUUUCGCAAUGGCUCAGAUGUAAAAGAACGGAAACUUUCAGUCAAUAACUCGACUUCGCUGUCGUUCGCCAUCUUGUCAUACACGGUGUGAGAAGCUCUCGCUGUGGAGAGUCGUGGGUGGAGGCAAUAUACCUGGGGCGGCACGCAGACGCGCGGCAAGCGAGAAAGAAACGUAUGCGGUGAGUAGACGACGCAGCGACGUCCGUCGUGUCGAUGACCGAUCCCGGCUGACGUCACUGCGCGAUCCCUCCUCCGAGUGGAUGCAGGUGCUUCGUCACAUCGUCACGCGCGUUCUCCUAGCUUGUCACGUGGCAUCCGCAGAAAAGCGGAGAGCUUCGCGGGAGAAUCAAACGUCUGCCGCAGUAUAGGAUCGCUAGGGCCGCAUUUAUUGUGUAAAAACCACAGGGGUGACACAAACCCGCCAUUGUUGUAACUACCCUCAAGAGGGUGCUUUUGGCUAAACUGCCAUCUUGUCCUGGUCGCACGUCAUAGAAAACGUCAUUUUGAGGUCAUGUGACUUUGUUUACAUGUCGUUUUGCCGCUUACCGACAUAUUUUCGCCGUCAUAACACCAAGAGAUGACCGUAUUUUGUCAGCGUAAACUAUGCGGUGCUUCUUCCGCAACAUGGUAGCCAUGUCACCUUAGUUUAAGUACAUCGCAUCGGCUCGGUAAGUCUUAACGCGCGGUCGUCAUCACAUCUUUGGAAGUUAUCAACAAUACGAGGCUUUAUGUGUAAAAUUGCGCGUUUUACUGCGAGAUUAUCGGAUAAAAAUAAUUACUGUGAUCCAAAAACAUCCAAAACGUCGUCCAGAAACAACAACCGCAUUGUUUACAAACGGUUUGGCCGCCGAUCACGGGCGCCGCCAUCUUUAAGGUCACGUGUGCCUUGACGUUUGCUGUGACGUGCGACCAGGACCUGUCCAGGAUGCAUUGCGUUCGCCCAGCACGCUUUCGUCUACGGAGCAAUACAUUGGAUGCCACCCCUGUGGUAAAAACAUAACACAGUGGUGACACAUUUCAACGCGGUCAAAUAGAGAACUUCCUUCCUCCCCACUUUCCAUGCUCCAUUAAUACGCGUCCUGGGCCGACUUGACGAAAAACUGCGCCAACAGUAUUCUAAAGUGUCUGGGACCGAGGUAACAUAUUGUACGCCACAUCUGCACACUCGAGCGCUGCCUCAGAACAUCUCCCUUGCCGUCACACAUAGCCCGAUAUCUUCAUACAGGGCACAAUGGCAUGCAGUGGACAGAUAGUUGCGCAUAGGCAAGACGGAGAGAUGCGUGGACCACCACCCGGACAGCUUUUGUAGGAGACACCACAGCUGAAGAUAUGUAAGGGAAUCUUCUCGCCGGAUAGUCUGGGAGGUUCUACGUCGGAGGACUGCCACCGUCCUGGCCCAAUCGUCGUCCCGAAAUUCUCGUCCCGACCUUCCAGUCUUCGACGCUCCAUUGGUACAUAAUCCUUCUGCGCAACCCGUCCCAUAGAAGCUUCUGUAUGGGUUCUUGUGCCCAAGCCUGCCAUUACGUCGCACGUCUCAAAGGUGACAGGGUGAGCUCCCUGGAGCCGCACGCUCUUACUCCAUGGACUGUCACGUGUACGGACUUGUUGCUCCCUACUGAUUUGAUCCAUUCAGUUUCAUGGCUUUCCAUUCCGCUCCGUUACCGGGAGACGUGACUUGGUCAUUACGAGCCUGGAUAAACUAGCCUGUUCGGUCAUCAUCUCAGUAGUUUCCAGUAAACUUGAAGAAGAGAAACUGUAAGUGUGGAAACUCGAAAUUAUUGGAAUAAAGCAGCCGUCGAAAAGUUUGGUAGCAUUCAAACCCAGAACUUCCCAAAAGUCUCUGAAGUGGCAUACACAGAAUAGUUUAUUUAAAGUUGACAACCGUAUUAAUGCAGGAUACAGGAUAUCUCAGAGCAAAAAGUAUCCUCUCCAAUAUUAGUAUUGGGAUCCGAACAUGGGCGUUCCUAGGACGUGGCACGUGGGAAUACUCACCCUGAAGCCAAUUGAGGGCGCCACCGUGCGAACUGAGUGUAGCACGAGAAAAAAAAAUUAAAAAGAAAAGAAACAAAAAAACAUAAUCCGAUGGCGUCAUAGACCAAUUUAAGCAACGCAAACCAUGAAGAUUAAGCGGUAAAUUUUAUGUUGUGGCAUUAUUUAUCAGUCGUCACGCCUGAGUGUUUGAUGCGAUAAAAUUAUUACCUAAAAGUGUUAUUUAAAUGGUAUCUCGAUUUGAUAAUGUAGUAACGUUGUCCAAGAGAGGAAUGUCAGAUGCUUUGGCGAGAGUGAAGUCAGCACUGCUUGCCACGGGCGCGUUCUUCCUGUAUGUAUACGCCGCUGCUCAUCUACGGGACAAUUUGAAACCCCUUGGAAACUCUCGAAACAAUUGCCAACUUGAAACAGAACUUCGCAGCAUAGCGCGUUGAACGACAACUAUUGGCCAAGAAUGAUACCGUUAGCUCUCCUCAUUUGUGGAAAGCACAAAGAGUACGCCCCUUUUGUGUCAAUCUGUCUAACUGCAUAAGUGCCACAAAAAGGGCGUAUACAUCCCAUUUCAACCACGCAGAGGGCGCGAACGAUGGCAUUCGGGAUGGUGGCUGGCUAAGAGCGUGCUAUGCGGUGAAGUUCCCCAGGCACGUGACUGGUGAUGUAGACUGGCAUAUAAUCAACGCAUGGCCUGCGAAUUAAUGGACAAAGAAGAAAUGUAUGGGAAGAAGCCGCGCGAGGAACGCGUAAGCCGCCCAAAGUCGCUUUCUCCUACAGAUUUUGUGAAGUUGACUGGCAUUGUUAAUUCUCAUGGAUAGCUUCAUGUAUGCACUCACGUUAAAUGUCACCUCAUUGGUCCCUUAAUAGCGCGCGCAGAUUUCAUGUUUCUUUGGAAUUGUGACCAAAGUGCCACAUGCACUGGGACCCUGUGCAUUGCUUUGGGCAGUCCAGGGGCGUCGGCAACCUCGCGCAUACCGACAAAUCGUGACGCGACAAGAAUACUAAAAAAAAAAAUAAAGAAACGAAAGAAAGAAGAAGUGAAGGAAAGAGAUGGAAGAAGAAUGACUGGCGAGAGGAGGGUUGGGUUUAGUUUCUACUCUGAGAGAACGGUCGGGGUAUGUCACUUCCGGCAAAGUCUGGCUAUUCAAGCGUGUAGUUUUAUUUCCUGAGUGCCUUCUGCGGUUGGUACAGGAUAUGUGACAAAAUACUGAAUACGAAAGGUCUCCGCAAAAACCUCCUCCAUCGGAACGAGAACCAUUGGAACGGGGAAGGCCAUCUUCCUGGAAUCCUGAAGGUCGUAAGUGAAACUGUACCACAAACGAGGUUACCACCGGCUACAUGAGCCAACACCCACCAUAUGACGUGAGAAGUAAGGAAUCUUCUCACCAGGUGUGAAACUUCUCCUGGGAACUCUGGAAGACUGCCACGGCCAGCCCGUCGUUCCUCCACUUCUUGUCCCCAAGCUCCCAUGCUUCUACGGUCCACUGGUGCACCAACCUGGUGUGCAACUCGUCCCGCAACUACCUCCUGUACCGGUUCUUGUGCGCAAUCCUGCCAUCUGGUGGCACGUCUCAAGGGAGCUACACAAUGUGGUGAGCUUCCACAAGCGGAGCACACUCCCACUCCGUGGACUGCCAAGUCUAAAUCAUUAUUUAGUGCCAUUAUAAGUACUGAUAGCACAGAGCGAGGGUAACUAAACUUUUAACUAUAUUUGUACUGUUCAAGUCGGGAGUCUUUCCUUAUACCUUGUGCUGGUUCCCUACGCCCUUCUUGCGUACUGCGCCAACUCCGUUACCAGGUGGUGUUGAGGGGAUGCUGUAUCCAGCCGGAUGGAUGGACGGAUAGCGGCCUUCCCUUUGCAUCGGGCGGUAGCAUACGCCACCUAGCCUGUUAAAGUAAAAAUAAAGCUACAAAUUGGUUGAUUCAUCAAGUGUUUGGUAUUUCUUGUAUUUAGUAUUUAAUAAAAACCCUAUUAGUUAUUUCUCUUUCUAUGCCACGAGUCAUUCAAUCGAGAUUUGGUUGCCGCCACCGCGUCUUGGUCCACCCCUCCCCCGUCAUUUUCAAAACCGAGCGCCUCCCACAGCUGAACGGCCUCUUUUGGUGCCGGGUUGAGUCCCCUACAUCUCAAGAUUACAUGUUCCGCUGUCUCAUCCUCCCCCUCUGUGCACCAGCUACAUCUUGUGUCGAUAUGCCGUUGGAAUUUCGCGUAAUGAGUUUUGGUCCGUAACAUACCCGUUCUUGCCUCAAACAAUAAAGUGCUCCCGUACGAAUUAUCAAACAGUUCCUCUCUUGUGAUCUCUGUCUUUCUUUCCCUGUACAUCUGUAGUGCUGGCUUCCCCUUCAUACGUUCCUGCCAUUUUCUUGUCUCAGCCUCCCUGACCCUGGUUCUCGUACUCUUCUUUUCCUCCUCUUUGGUGCAUGUAAGAUAUCUGGCUGUAAGCAUUCUGGUUCUCCUCCUCCACCGAGUGUCAGUGUUCUGAAGGUAUAUGUAAGACAGCGUCUUGCUUGCCCAGUUGUUUUUCCCCAAUGUUCUAACCCGAUUUCCAUAUCUUAUUUUGCUUAGUGCUUCCCUGCUUUCAAACGUCGACCACCCCAUAUCGCCCGCCACCCCCUCAUUGGGUGUGGUCCCGUGCGCCCCAAGCGCUAGUCUCCCUACACCCCUUUGUCGAGUUUCCAUGAAAUGUAAUAUGCCCGCAUUUAUGCUAAGGACCGCGUUCCCAAAAGUCAUACCCGGUACCAUUACCCCUUUCCAUACCAUUCGUAUCACUUCAUAUCGACUGUAUACCCAGAGCGCUCUGCUUUUCAUUACCGACGCAUUCCUCCUGGCUUUCUUCAUAACCUCCCCCUCGUGUUCCCUGAGGUAAUUUUGUCCGUCCGCAAACCAUACUCCCAGAUAUCUGUAUUUCUGAACACCCUUAAUUUCUGUACCCUGUAUGUGGAGGGGUCUCUCCUGUUUUGCAUUAUACGUCAUAACUCCUGACUUUUCUGCACUGAACUUUAAACCUAGGGCUUCUCCCCCCUUUCCGCAUAUUUGCAUAAGGCUCUGCAACUCCUCUCUUGUGUCUGCCAUAAGAACAACGUCGUCUGCAUAUAUCAGCCCUGGAGUCUUUUGGCUUGUUUCUUGUAUCCCAAUUCCGUAGCUCAGGUUAAAGCCGAAACCGCUGCCUUCUAACUCACGCUCAAUACCACUGAUAUAAAGCAUAAAGAGAAUUGGUGACAAUCGGCACCCCUGUUUCAAACCCCUUUUUACCUUGAUGUUUCCCCCACAUACUGUCCUUCCCAUUCCACUUCUACGGAGCCAUCCUGAUAUAACUGCCUCAAAAGGUUCACCAUACCACUGUCCAUUCCAACCGUCUCCAGCCUUUCCCAUAGAAUUGGAUGAACCACUGAGUCGUAUGCCCCCUUUAUGUCUAGAAAGCUGAGCCAUAGUGGUCGUCGUUCCCUUUGCGCAACUUCGAUGCAUUGAGUCGACACAAACAGAUUAUCGUCCAGUCUCCGCCCCCUCCGAAACCCAUUUUGUAAUUCUCCCAGUAUGCCAUUGUCCUCCAGCCAAUUUUGGAUUCUGCCUUUCAAGACCUGCAUCGCGACCCUGUAGAUGACCGGUGUUACUGUUAUUGGCCUAUACGACUUGAAGCCGUCUCUCUCACCCUUGCCUUUAUAGAUUAAACUAACCCUACCCUGUCCCCAUUCAGGUGGUAUAUUCCCGCUCGUUAAUACGUUGCUCACUAUCUCCCUCAGUGUAUUCUGGCUCUUUGGCCCGAGUUGCAUUAUUAGCUUAAUAGGAAUAUUGUCUGGUCCAGCCGCUGUACCUGUUGGGAUCGCCUUAAGAGCCCUCUCCCAUUCCGUAACUGAGAUUGCCCCCAAUUCCGCUUCUUCCCUUUCCGUUCUGCAUGGGGCUGUGGUUUCCUCGACCUCUGCCCCGAAAACUGAUUCGACCUGUUCUUUAAUGUGUUUUAGCGCCCACUGGCCAUCCAACCUCACCCCAUCCUCACUGGUUAGAUAGUUAUGUUGCUUAUCAGUCUUUCUGCCUUGGUCUUUGAUAUACUUCCAAAAUUUGUUUGGAGCAUUCCUGUCUUCCACGCCGCUGGUCGUCCCCUUUGCGGCGUAAUGGACGUAAAACAUAACAUGGCUGUGGCCACAGGUUUUACGCCACAUUUCCAUAUUCGGGCGCUUCCUCACAAGAUUUGCCUUGUAGCGAGCAACGACGUCACACGUCGCCUGAUAUCUUUUCUACGAAAACAAGACACUCAAGGGGAACAAGGUACAAGGGCACAGAGUGGAUAGAUAGGUGUCUACAUACGGCGCAAUCUACGCUACUUGUUGCUUUCUGGGCAAGCCCGCUUAUUCAAUUGCGCGGUGGCAAGACCUCGAGAUACAUGGCCCUUUUCUGAAGUGAGCCCCUGGACCUGGCUUUGGAACAGACAUCGCAGCUGGAAAUAUGAAAUAGUUGUUUCACGAGCAGCUUAGAAGAGCACAUAGGUGACCUCCCCCUGCUGCAGCGUUUUCACCAAGCAAUACGACAAACUCCUGCGAAAGAAUACCACGCACAGGAAAACAAGACACUCAAAGCAACAAGGUACAAGGACAUACAGUGGGCAGAUAGGUUUGCGCAGUGGCAACACCGACAGACACAUGGCGCCUUUUUGAAGUGGGUAACACCUGGAAGUCUUUGGAGCAGACAUCACAGCUGAAGAUACCUAAGGAUAGGUGGCAAUCCAUCCCACAAUCGAAUGGAUGAAUGAGUGAGAAAGCUGUGUGAGAGAGAGACUGGAAUGAGAGUGUAUAUCGGCUGUCGUCCGCCUCUUACGUGAACCCAUAUAACUCGGGAGAGAGCCGAUAUGAACGUCACCGAACGUUGGGGAUGACCGUCCUGUGGCAUCCACGUCGUGAUAUCAGGUGGUCGGUGCAGGUAGCUUGACUCUACUCAAAGCACGCAAAUGGUGUGGCAGUCAGAGCAACCACAGCUGCUGCAACAGUUGAAGGGAAGGUAGCUAUGCCUCGCGGGUGAUGGUAGGGCCGAUUCACCUGGUAAUUCAGCUGACUUCGGCACGUAUUCACUGCUGGAAGCUGACCUCAACCGAAUUAUCCAUGUGGAGCUUGUCAAGUCCACUGGAAUUAGUUCCAGCAACCGCAUGGAGAGGGAAGGCCUAGAGGGAGCCCUGGCAUUCCUCAACCAGCAGGAUGUGUCCAUCUCUAUGCUUGUCACUGACAGGCACACUGAGGUGAAAGCAUUUAUGAAGCGGACCUACCCUACCAUAAGACGUCGGUUUGAUGUGUGGCGUGUUGCCAAAGGCAUAAAAAAGAAACUGGUUGCAGCAGCUGCGGGUAAAAGGCACAACGUUAUUCAGAAAUGGUGCCCAACCACCGUGCGCCAUCUUUACUGGUGUGCACGUACCAGCAACGACGAUGGAGCCUUGGUGCUAGCAAAGUGGAGGACCAUACUACGACAUCUGCCAGAUAUACACGAGCACCCAGACUCCCUGCACCCAAGUGUGCCCAUGGCGACUUAGGAGAUAGGCACCUAUGAGAAGCUGAAAGGUAUCGUGGCAUCACCACAUCUGCUAAAGGACGUGCCUCAGCUAUCUCCCGACAGACAGACAUUUGGCCUCGAGUGAUUCCACGGGCUGAUCAUCCACUUUGCUCCAAAGGCAUGGAAGCUGUCAUAUGAUGGAAUGCUGGCUCGAUCUUACAUCGCUGCCAUGCAUUACAACUACAAUGCUGACCGGCAAGUGGCCAAGCACAUUGUCAAGUGCUCUAAAGCACAAAAGCGCUGGACAGUCGUCGGUGUGAAAGGAAAGGCAUCAUAUGGCUACGUCCAGAAGUUGAUUGACCGUGUGCUGGAACUCGUCUCACAAUGGCCUUCAUACCGAGUGGCUGAGGAGGCUGUUGCACGAACGAGGCAGGAAACACUGAGUUGCAAAUAUGGCCCAAAACCAAGCCUUGACCAGGCACAGCAGGAGCACCGUCGUCGCUAUAGCUGCUAAGUGCGCUCGGUUACAGUUGCUAUUAGAUGCCAAGGGAGACCAAUAGCUUCAACCGUUUCAGCAUGCUCUGUGUUCACCUCAUGGGGUAUAGGACUCGGAUACAUGUACAGUUUGGCAUUUCUGCACCACUUGUUAAUACGUUGGCCCUGAAGUUUUAUGCUUUUAUUUCCUUUCUUCAAAUUCAGGGGUGAAAAAUAGUCCAAUAAUUCCAUGCAACAAAUCGUGGAAAUUAAGGUUCAAAAAUAAUCAUCGGACUGCAUUUGGAGAGUAAGUAGCAUUCCAGAGCUUAAGAUGAAGCCCUGUUAUACGGAAAUUUGCCAGCCUUUCUUUGCCAGUGCAGUCUUCAUUGUUGUACACACACCCCUUGCUCUUUAAAUUUUUCACAGUUGUCACCUGGUUCCAAAGUAGUGUCUUUUGAUGCUGUCCUAUGAAAAGCAUGUGUCGGCCGCCCCUACACAAAGGUUGUACCCAUUCGGCAUGUCCAAAAAAAAAUGAGCUGCACCCUUGAUGACCUUGCAUAGAAAGAGAAACCUGCCUACUGCAGCGGGUGGCCAGCAAUGAGCCGGACACUACUGUUAUGAGACGACUGGGGCAGAGCAGCAACUGCUUGCAUUAUUUGCUAGUAUCUCUGCCCCUGCUUGGAUUACACUCAGAAGCUUUCAUACAAACUUUGAUCAUCCGAUGGGAACCAUGGGUCGUUGGGUGGUUUAGGCCUACGUUAACAUUCGUGGUCAGAAGUUUGGAGAGGUGGUGAACUGCCUAUUUUGUGAGUGAUUAGGAUGUCACUGCCUUGAGGGUUUUGCUUGUAGCUAUAGUGUUCAACUUGAAACAGGUGAGCCAUGUUUUGGAGUGCAAAGUCAAGGAAAAAUUGGGCUAAACACUAAAGCUUGAGGAUGUGUUGUGAUCAAGCUGCUAGAAAACACAGUUAAGUUCUACCCCUGACACACCUGCAUACUUAGGGCCCUAUUUCUCAAGGCAUUAUGAAAAUUCUGCAGGUGAAAAUACAAAAUACUGACUCAGGGCUGUUUCCACCGUUUCUGUUUGGCACAACUUACUGCCCUGCCCACUAAUGCGGUUGAGAUAAAAGGCUCUCAAUGCACUCAUUUUUCAGCGGUGUCAUCUUUAUUGUGGAAUUGACCAAAGUUAUUAUUUUGCUUAGGACAGAUAUAGUACGUAAUAUGCAGCAAACUCAUGACAUAGCAACGCUUAGUACCCUACAUCCCUCCAAAGCAUCUGUUUGAGGUACGUAGCAUUCGGACCUGUAUCAUACACGUGGACACUGAAGCGGUUGUGCUGGCCUGGGCCACAGCUGUACAUAACCAGGGGCUAUUUUUGUGGUCAUUGUGUUAGAAACAGGUGACAGUCGAGAAAGCACCUCUUUCUCGCUCAAGCAGCAGAAAAAUUGUGCUCGUUUUUAUUGUGUCGCUUUAUUCAUGAAGCGUUCUUGGAAGCUUAAUUUUCUUCACUCUGUGUAUAAAGUGUAUCGUGAAGAGUAAUCGGUUAAAAGUGUGUGCUUAACAAAUUGUCAAUAUGUAGCGUGUUAUAUGUAUGUGUCGUUGGGGUAGAGUAUCGCCUGUUGCGAUGAAACUCCCCACUCUCCAAGGCCGAAAAUAAAGUUGUUGUUGUUGUUG
Molecule: messenger RNA, 19286 nt
Organism: Ornithodoros turicata
Lineage: Eukaryota; Metazoa; Arthropoda; Arachnida; Ixodida; Argasidae
Exons: 18
Coding region: 596-6352 (1918 amino acids)
Molecular function (GO): protein binding
Source: RefSeq, a predicted model, not a curated record